Messenger RNA from Epinephelus moara (kelp grouper), 2296 nucleotides. RefSeq names its product WD repeat-containing protein 5. The record is from RefSeq and is a predicted model, not a curated record. The coding region runs from base 24 to 1181 and encodes 385 amino acids. The transcript is spliced from 15 exons. Lineage: Eukaryota; Metazoa; Chordata; Actinopteri; Perciformes; Serranidae. Gene Ontology annotation, molecular function: histone binding. Gene Ontology annotation, cellular component: Set1C/COMPASS complex.
GCCUCUGCAAUGGACACUCAAUAAUGAAAGGUCACGGCAGGAUAUACAAGCACAAUAAAUUCUGUCUAUAUUUGGAAGAGAACAACAGACUCCAUACCAAGUGUUCCCGAGGAUCCUCAGUGUGUAUCCCCCCUGCAUCAAACCCCGUAUCGUGCUCAGUAGAUGCUCAUUCCCUCACCAUGGCAACAGAAGAUAAGAAACCAGAGACCGACACGAAACCUCCAGUGGUCCCAUCGGCAUCUGCCAGUCAAAGCAAGUCUGCACCCGCUAAGCCAAACUACAGCCUGAAAUUCACAUUAGCUGGUCACACUAAAGCCGUGUCCUCCGUCAAAUUCAGUCCGAGCGGAGAGUGGCUCGCCAGCUCAUCUGCUGAUAAACUCAUCAAAAUCUGGGGAGCAUACGACGGCAAGUUUGAGAAAACCAUAUCUGGACACAAACUCGGUAUAUCUGACGUGGCCUGGUCCUCUGACUCCAACCUCCUGGUGUCUGCAUCGGAUGACAAAACCCUCAAGAUCUGGGACGUGAGCUCGGGGAAAUGCUUAAAAACUCUAAAAGGUCACAGCAACUACGUCUUCUGCUGCAACUUCAACCCCCAGUCCAAUCUCAUCGUGUCAGGAUCGUUUGAUGAGAGUGUAAGGAUAUGGGAUGUGAAGACCGGGAAGUGUUUGAAAACAUUGCCGGCUCAUUCUGACCCUGUCUCAGCUGUUCAUUUUAACAGAGACGGCUCCCUGAUUGUGUCCAGUAGCUACGACGGCCUUUGCCGAAUCUGGGACACAGCAUCGGGGCAGUGCUUAAAGACACUCAUAGAUGAUGACAACCCUCCAGUGUCAUUUGUGAAGUUCUCCCCCAAUGGGAAAUACAUCCUGGCUGCUACACUGGAUAACACGCUGAAGCUGUGGGACUACAGUAAAGGAAAGUGCUUGAAAACGUACACAGGCCACAAAAAUGAGAAGUACUGCAUAUUUGCAAAUUUCUCCGUCACCGGUGGAAAGUGGAUCGUGUCGGGCUCGGAGGACAACAUGGUUUAUAUCUGGAACCUGCAGACGAAGGAGAUCGUGCAGAAGCUCCAGGGCCACACAGACGUCGUCAUCUCCACCGCCUGCCACCCGACAGAGAACAUCAUCGCAUCCGCGGCUUUAGAAAAUGACAAAACCAUCAAGCUAUGGAGAAGCGACUGCUAAGCCCUUUUGGAUCUUUUGGGCCAUUCAUAUUUCUUUCCUUUAUUUUUUUUUUCUACAUUUUUUUCUAUGUUUUGUUGUAAGAAAAGAGGACUUUUUUCUAACAGAGAGCUCCUGCGGGAUGCACAGGGCUUUCAGGUAAUGAAAUUCAGCGAGGAGAACCAAAUGAGAUGCAGCCACACAGUAUCAGCCGAGUCAGUUCUGCAGCGGACGUGUUCUUCAUGUUGCAUCUGACAUCUAUUCCACGUGUCCGUUAAUGUGCCACAUUGUGUUGUCUCCACAGGGAUGCUGGAGACUUUUGGUAUUCUUUACAAUAACGCAGAUUCUCUGUUCUGGUGCUUCAGUAUUUUUGACACUGCAUUAACCCUGAUGUCACUGCUUCUCUGUUCACUCACACACGUGCAUUUCUGGUCUUGUACAAUAAAUGUAACGCUUAUUUGGCCUUUCUAUGAUUUAUUUUGCCUUUAAUUUGUCUGUGUAAUUGUGUAGUACCGUCUAAAUGACUCCGAGGUGGAGAGGUGACUUUGACAUCAAGCUUUAGAUAUUAAAAAAAUCUGCAGAUCUGUAUGGCUGUUAUUUAUUCAAGUAGUGUUUCUCUUUCUUUUCCUUAACAUCCAGUGCCAGAUCUCAGUUGUGCGCUGUGUGCCAGAAUAUAUUUACAAAGUUUGUGAGUCCAAUUCGGGCAGCAAACAAGGAUCUAAAGUUUAGGAAGUACAUGAGCCAAGUCAAAACUGCCUCAAGAAAAUGUGACAUAUGAUGUCACAUAAUGAUGUGACAGUGACAGAAAACCCAAAUGUUAUGAAUUUUAUACAAUCCAGUCGGAUAAUUAUAUUUAGCCCCCCCAAAUGUCUAAUUUUACCAUUUUACAGUGACCAAAUGCAGUUACAUUGUGUUCUAGGAUUUGUACAUAUUACAUUGACGUAUUGUGUUUUGAUUAUUUUAGCUGUCUUUUUUUUUUUUUUAAUGGUCUCUUCUGCUUGAUUAGCUCUUACUGUAGUUCUGCUCACAAAGCCAGCAGCAUCUGUUCUCUGUAGCUAACCUGGACUUUUGUGGAAUACAUGUUUGCAUUUGUCAGCUAUAACCCCGAGACUUAAUAAAACCAGUUUUUGUAUGUUUCA